AUGACGAGCGCAAUCGACGACCCGGCCAUGGCUGUCGACACUGACACCACCAACGACGAGAUUCUCCUCGCUGCCACAAAUCACGACAACGAAGCUCUGCAGCUGCUCUUGCGCAAGGGUUCCGCGAGAAUACAGGACCCAGAGACCGGUUUCUCGCCUCUGCAUGCAGCCAUUGCUUCCUGCGAGCCGGAUAAAGAUCUUGCCGACGAGCGCGUCAACGGCGAGGGCGACGCUGUCCAUGGCAACGCUCUAGACGAAGACGCGGCCCUCUCAACCGUGCAGUUGCUGUUCGAGAACGGUGCCAUUUGGAACGAGCUGGACAACAACGACGAGACGCCAGGAUGCAUUGCUCUGCGCCUUGGUCUGAGAAAGAUCUACGAUGCCAUCGUCUCUGCUGGUGUGAGAGCAGAGCUUCUGUUUGGCAGACUGGACGAGUACGAGCCAUUGCCAGACGACGGAGAAGACGAAGAUGAGCACGACGAAGCCAUCAUUGGAUUCGAGCCCAGUCCGAGCAAUGCGAAUGGCAUCACUCCAGCGACUAAUGGAGUGGCCAACGCUGCUCCGCUAGAAGGUUUCGAGCCCAGUCCAAACCCAUCUUACAAAGUUGAGACAUCUGCGGCGGCCCAACAAGGCGUUGACUCGAGUGUGCCGGUCGUUGUCCAGACCGACGAGUCUGGCGAGCUCUCUUCCGCGGAAGCUGGCCUCUCUAACCCCAACGUCAACAGCGAAGACUAUCUGCGCUCAAAGCUCACCUACUCCGAGGGCCGCCUUCUGGACUCAGACAAGAAUGCGGUCAUGAUGGAUUGGGAGACCGAGAUCAUGAAGGCUUCAGCAGACCAGCUCUGUCCGAGAAAGGGACUGCGAACGAUGAAUAUUGGGCACGGAAUGGGUAUUGUGGAUCGCAUGUUCCUCGAGAACGAGCCAGAGAUGCACCACAUUAUUGAGGCUCAUCCGGAGGUCAUGCAGCACAUGCGUGAGACCGGCUGGUACGACAAGCCCAACGUAACCGUCCACGAGGGUAGAUGGCAGGAUGUGCUACCGAGACUUGUUGAGCAAGGCGUUGUGCUUGAUGGCGUCUACUACGACACGUACGCAGAGGAUUACAAGGACCUCAAGGAGCUUUUCACGGAGUAUGUCAUUGCGCUGUUGGAUAGCAAGGGCAAGUUCGGCUUCUACAACGGACUGGGCGCAGAUCGGCAAAUCUGCUACGACGUCUACACAAAGGUACGUACUCUCCAGAAUGCAGACUCGCGAGCAAGAGCUUCCACGCACACGCAAUGCGCUCUGUACGCGGACAUUGUCGGGUGUUACAGCAUCAACUUCAGGCGUACCACAGCCUCUCAGGGCUCAUGCUGGUAUGCUGCUGCAUGUGCUGGACAACGCACCCUUCUGGCUUUGCCAUCACACGUCAUGGGUCUUGGCUGACAUUGUCUUCCUAGGUUGUCGAACUCGACCUUUUCGAUGCUGGCCUCGACGUGGAAUGGACGACUCUGACCGUCCCUGACCUUGCGAAGUCUUGGGACGGUAUCAGGCGUCCGUAUUGGGUCGUGCCUGAAUACCGGCUCCCCACUUGCAAGUUUGUCGGAUGA
Molecule: messenger RNA, 1589 nt
Organism: Lecanosticta acicola
Lineage: Eukaryota; Fungi; Ascomycota; Dothideomycetes; Mycosphaerellales; Mycosphaerellaceae
Source: the annotation of a GenBank genome assembly